AUGACUGAAGAUAAACCGGUUAAGAAAGUCAAAGUGACUGCGUUAUGUGAACUCUGUCACUCUCGUAAAGCAGUUAUGAAAAGACCAAAAAACCUUCAAAAAUUAUGUAAAGAAUGUUUUUAUAACGUAUUUGAAACCGAAAUCCAUCACACCAUCACCGAUGCCAACCUAUUCGCACCCGGAGAUAGAGUAGCUAUCGGAGCUUCUGGUGGUAAGGACUCCACUGUCCUCGCGUCAGUUCUCAAAACCUUAAAUGAACGUUAUAACUACGGAUUAGAAUUAGUCCUUCUUUCAAUCGAUGAAGGUAUUAAAGGAUAUCGAGAUGAUUCACUAGCCACCGUCAAAAGAAAUCAAAAACAAUAUGAAAUGCCCCUCGAAAUCAUCUCCUAUAAAGAUUUAUACGACUGGACAAUGGACGAAAUCGUUUCUUGUGCAGGGAUAAGAUCCUCAUGUACAUAUUGUGGUGUAUUAAGAAGACAAGCGUUGGAUAGAGGUGCGGCCAAAUUGGGUAUAAACCAUGUUGUUACGGGUCAUAAUGCUGACGAUAUGGCCGAAACGGUAUUAAUGAACCUUUUGAGGGGUGAUGUUGCCAGAUUGGAAAAAUCAUGUGCGAUUUUGACUCAGUCUGCUGGAUCACCAAUUAAGAGAUCAAAACCUUUCAAGUAUAGCUAUCAGAAGGAGAUUGUGUUGUAUGCUCAUUAUAAGAAAUUGGAUUAUUUUUCGACGGAAUGUACAUAUGCUCCAGAGGCAUUUAGAGGAACGGCGAGGGAGUUGUUGAAGGCUUUGGAAUCGAUUAGACCGUCUUGUAUUAUGGAUAUUAUAUAUAGUGGUGAACAUUUGGUGUUGGCACCCAAGAAGAAGAAGGUGACUACUCAAUAUAAGAAUAAGAAGAAGGCUGCUACUGCGGCCGAUGAUGAGACUGAAGUGAACCCGGAUGGAUCUGUUUCUUUGAAGAGAAAGAAGGGAGAGUUUAAGGAUGGGAAUAGGUGUGAAAAGUGUGGAUAUUUAUCUUCGAAUAAGAUUUGUAAAGCAUGUAUGUUAUUGGCUGGGUUGGAACUUAAUAGGGCUAAGAUCAGUAUAGAUAGCAAUGAUGCGGUGGAUGGAGCUGCGAAGCUUUCCAAGACUUUAGAACAGUUGAGUUUUUAG
Hemisphaericaspora subhashii is the source of this 1146-nucleotide messenger RNA. RefSeq lists its product as uncharacterized. The transcript has a single exon. Gene Ontology annotation, biological process: tRNA wobble position uridine thiolation. The record is from RefSeq and is a predicted model, not a curated record. NCBI's taxonomy places the organism in Eukaryota, Fungi, Ascomycota, Pichiomycetes, Serinales, Debaryomycetaceae. The coding region runs from base 1 to 1146 and encodes 381 amino acids. Gene Ontology annotation, molecular function: tRNA binding. Gene Ontology annotation, cellular component: mitochondrion; cytosolic tRNA wobble base thiouridylase complex.